CGCGUUUGGAGGAGAGUCUUGGCGGCCAAGUUGCCAGGGAAAAGGUUUCUGCAGGAGUCCCCGCAAACGAUGUCAUCGAUGCCUGCGACCCAAGGAGGAGCUCUUCUCCUUUUUGGACUGGAUUCUUGUCUUGACUUGACUGUGGAGGCCAUUUCAAAAGCCAUUCAUUCGUUCAUUUUUCUAUCUCCCUAGUGUACUCCUUUCGGCUUUUUGAUUAUUUCCAACUCCCAUCCAUUCUUGAUUGCUCGUUUAACCUCCAACUGGCGGUGGUGGAGUGAUGCGACCAGUACCAUGAUAAUGCUCGUGGCCCAAGUCCAUCGACCUGUUUGACCAUACCACUAGCUCUGUGUAUACCGAAGACGACAAUCUCAAGGCAUACUUCAUCACAAGCACACGAUCCUCCAUGGAGACUUCCAACGGCAUUUCCCUCGUGGACAACACGGCCCCCUCACAGCAACCCACUAUCGGCGAAUCCUCCCAACAGCCCUCUGCACCUGAUCGCCAAUCCAGCUUAACAAAACACCUCAGCCGAGCAUCCGUAUCAGGCCAACUUGCUAAGAGGAAAUAUGCCAAAUGGCAACCGGAGAGACUCGGCCUCACGUCCGACACGGAGCAGUCGUUGAGCAGAGAAUCGUCGCGGGCACGAAGGUCAACCUCGGCAGCAAGCUCCGGAGGUCCUACAAGUCGACAAUCCUCACGUCAGAGGAAUGGCACAUUCAACGGUUCAGGUGCAGGCGCCUCGGCAAUCGACACGACCGACUUUGCGCCCUUGCAAACCCAAACCAUUACCACCGAGGGUCUCAACCAAGCACCCACCACCACCGAUGAACCCAAGAUUCUCUCCGAACUAGACAUUCUGUACGAAAACCAGCGCGGCUGGUUCUUCUUCGGCAUCCCUCAUUACUCACAUAGCUCCCUCCUUAACUUCGACCCCUCCGCCUGGAUGACGCAAGACAAACGCCCCAGCGCCGUAAAUGUCACUAAUGCACAAGUCCCAGACCCCAGCUGGGAAUGGGCCUGGCGCACCUGGUACGUCGACAUGUCCGGUGAUGUCGAUGAGCAGGGCUGGCAGUAUUCCUUUUCAUUUUCUUCGUCUCAAUGGCACGGCACGCACCCCUUGUUCCACUCUUUCGUCCGCCGACGUCGCUGGGUGCGUCUUCGGACGAAGAUCACCGAGAGACGGCACCGUGGCCGUUCGGAAUUUGAGAGAGCGCAUAUGCUGAAUGAGGAUUAUUUCACCAUUCAUUCAUCCAAGGUGCGCAGUCGUGAACAGAGCGUGGCCGGGUUGUCGCGGGUGGAGUCGGGCUUUAUAAGCCGCGUUGGCUCGAAGGUGGAAGAGGAGGCGCAUAUGGAGGAAAUAGGGGAUAUCCCCAGUCUUUUACAUGCGUUGAAGCAGACGUCCAUCGAUCGAGAAAGGAUCGAUGCGUUGAAGAAGUUUGUUGAGGAGGGUGGUGAGGAGUUAUAUUACUUGAACGACAAGAUCCAGGAGAUCAUGCCAAUGUUCCUCUUCCAAGCUUCCCGCUGGCAGUUUAUCUCCUAUCUCACAAAAACAAUCGACGAUCUCACCCAACAACUCUCCGACCCGAACAUUGAAGACAAAGAUAAGAUUCAGCGCAAACGAGACAAUCUUGUUCGUGCAGCCGAGUCCGGCAAAAGUCAUAUCACGGGCCCAGAUGUCUGCGCGGAUAGUUAUGGCGAAUCGCCGACGGGUCUACUCGAUUUGACUCCUGUAUCAAGACAUGACACUUUAUUGUCGAAACGUGCCCAGAUGGUCGAUGAGCCGUUGCAUGUUCUGAAGACGAAGGAGAUUAAGGGCAUUCCGAAGGCGGCAGAGGUUGGCCGGGAAAUUCAUAUUUAUUAAUGCUGUCCUUUUUCCUGUGGAAGGGAAGAAGUGUAUUGCUUAGGCUACUGCUAUUCAGCGCUCUCAUUGCAUUAUAAUGAAUCAAUAUUACACCACGGCCCGAGAUUGACGCUAGUGUGUGGAAAGCCAUUCCAUGGGAUGUUAAAGGUUCAGUAUUCCUAGGAGUAGGUAGCCAGCCUUUUAUAUUUCCUCACGAUACCUAAACAUCAAGUUACAGC
Molecule: messenger RNA, 2079 nt
Organism: Penicillium brasilianum
Lineage: Eukaryota; Fungi; Ascomycota; Eurotiomycetes; Eurotiales; Aspergillaceae
Source: the annotation of a GenBank genome assembly